AUGUCGAAUAACAUCAAGGUCGUCUGUCGUUUCCGUCCGCCCAACGCCAUCGAGCAGCGCGAGGGAAGCGACAUUGUCGUCGACUUCAGCCAGGAUGGCACCCUUGUCAAGAUGACCCGUGGUGCAUCCACUUCGGGUCCCGAGGCCGGUGGCUUCACCUUUGACCGCGUCUUCCCCAUGAACACGAUGCAGCGCGAUGUGUUCGAAUUCGGCAUCAAAGAGACCGUCGACGACGUUCUGAACGGAUACAACGGCACCAUCUUCGCCUACGGUCAGACCGGCUCCGGUAAAACCUUCACAAUGAUGGGCUCCGACAUCGACAACGACAACAUGAAGGGCAUCAUCCCACGCAUCACCGAGCAGAUCUUCGAAAACAUCAUGGCCAGCCCGCCCCACCUCGAGUACCUCGUCAAAGUCUCCUACAUGGAGAUCUACAUGGAGAAGAUCCGCGAUCUCCUUGCUCCUCAGAACGACAACCUCCAGGUGCACGAAGAGAAGAAUCGUGGCGUCUAUGUCAAGGGCCUCUCGGACUUUUACGUCGGCGGCCAAAGCGACGUCUACGAGAUCAUGCGCCAGGGUGGCUUGGCGCGUGCCGUCUCCUCGACCAACAUGAACGCCGAGUCGUCUCGAUCCCACUCCAUCUUCCUCAUCACCAUCCAGCAACGCAACACCGAGACCGGCAGCGCCAAGACCGGUAACCUCUACCUCGUCGAUCUCGCCGGUUCCGAAAAGGUCGGCAAGACCGGCGCCAGCGGUCAAACGCUCGAGGAGGCCAAGAAGAUCAACAAGAGUCUGUCGGCGCUCGGCAUGGUCAUCAACGCCCUCACCGACGGCAAGUCCUCCCACAUUCCCUACCGUGACUCCAAGCUCACGCGUAUCCUCCAAGAGUCGCUCGGUGGUAACUCGCGCACCACGCUCAUCGUCAACGCCUCGCCAUGCGUCUACAACGCCGACGAGACGCUCUCCACCCUCCGAUUCGGUGUGCGUGCCAAGAGCAUCAAGAACAAGGCCCGAGUCAACGCAGAACUCUCCCCCGCCGAGCUCAAGGCGCUGCUCAAGAAGGCCAAGGCCGACAACGAGCGUUACCAGCAGUACAUCGCCAAUCUCGAGGCCGAGCUCAAGACGUGGCGCUCGGGCGGCAAGGUGCCCGAGUCCGAGUGGGCCGACGCGUCCAAGGUGGUCGUUGGCCAAGGCGCUCCUGUGGCCGCUGCUCCCGCUUCCACCCCAUCUCUGACGCCCAGCACCCAGUCGCGCCCCCUCACGCCUGCGGUGGAGAAUCUGCGCGAGCUUGCGUCGCGGCCCGAGACGCCAUCGGUGGUGUCCAUCGACAAGGACGAGCGCGACGAGUUCCUGCGCAGAGAGAACGAGCUGAGCGAUCAGAUCGCCGAGAAGGAGGUGGCGCUCAAGUCGGCCGAGGCGUCACUGCGCGAGGCUACGCAGGAGCUUGCAUUCUACCGCGAGCAGGAGGCCUCGCUGUCCAAGGACAACAAGUCAAUGACCUCGGAGAUCAACGAGAUCAAGCUGCAGCUCGAGCGCGUCACCUAUGAGCACAAGGACGCCACCAUCACGCUUGACAUCCUCAAGGAGCAGAACAAGGACCUCUCGGCCGAGCUCGAGGAGCUGCGCAAGUCGCUUGCCGACACCGCGAAGAGCGCCAAGGACCCUUCGCAGGAGGGCAAGGAGCGCAAGAAGGCCGAGCGCAUGGCGCAGAUGAUGGCCGACUUCAACCAGGGCAUCGUCUCGGAGAAGGAGGAGCAGAUCCGCGAGACACUCGCCAAGCUCGAAAAUGCCGGCAGCGCCGGUUCGGGCGCGCUGUCGGCCGACGACCUUUCGAUGCUUCGCGAACAGCUGCUCGACUCGCAAAGCCUGGUGCGCGAGCAGACGGAGCGCGUGCGCCAGGCGCAUGAGGAGAAUGAGCUGCUCCACCAGCGUCGCCAGGAGCUCGAGAGCCGUUUCGCCACGCUCGAGGCCGAGUACGAGGAGCUGCUCGACAAGUCGCUCAAGGCCGAGGAGGCCAACCACGUCAACGUGGACGUCACCGUCGAGGACCUCAAGGCGAAGCUCGAGUCGCAGUACGCCUCGAAGCGCGAGGCGCAGGCAAGCGAGAUCACCGACCUCAAGCGCCAGAUGGAGCUCAAGGCCAAGGAGAUCGCCGUGCUCACGUCGAGCAACGACAACCUCAAGAGCACCAAUGAGGAACUCAAGCGCGCGUUUGCCGUCACUACGGCGGGCGUUGAGGGCGGGCGCAACCUCGCCGAGUCGGCGCGCGAGCUUGAACGUGUGCGCAAGACCAUGGCCGCGCAGCUGUCCGAGUUUGACACGAUGAAGAAGUCGCUCAUGCGCGAUCUGCAGAACCGAUGCGAAAAGGUGGUCGAGCUCGAGAUUUCGCUCGACGAGUCGCGCGAGCAGUACAACAACGUGGUGCGCAACAGCAACUCCAAGGCGCAGCAGAAGAAGAUGGCGUUCCUGGAGCGCAACCUGGAGCAGCUGACCAACGUGCAGAAGCAGCUGGUGGAGCAGAACAGCAGUCUCAAGAAGGAGGUCUCGAUUGCCGAGAGGAAGCUGCUGGCGAGGAACGAGCGCAUCCAGGCGCUCGAGCAGCAUCUCAUGGACAGCCAGGAGAAGCUCAUGCUGCAGAACCGCAAGUUCGAAGAGCAGCUCCAGGCGGUCAAGGAGAGGCUGCACCAGGCGAACCAGAUGCGUGGGCCCGCAGCGUCGGCAGCGCCAGGUCCGCUCGGCGGAUUCGGCAGGAUCGCAAAGCCGCUGCGCGGCGGCGGACCCACGGCUGGACCCCAGCCGGGCUCGGUCGCGGCAAGACAGGCGGCGUUUGGCGGUGCAGGUGCGAAUGACAACUCGCCAAAGGCAAGGUCGAGCUGGUUCUUCUCGUCCAAGUAG
Moesziomyces aphidis is the source of this 2895-nucleotide messenger RNA. The record is from the annotation of a GenBank genome assembly. NCBI's taxonomy places the organism in Eukaryota, Fungi, Basidiomycota, Ustilaginomycetes, Ustilaginales, Ustilaginaceae.